AUGUUCAAAGGAUGCCCAGGGAAGGUUCUUAUUUGCGGGGGACAUUUGAUUUUAGAUCCGGUACAUAAGGGAAUUUCUUUUCCCUUUCCGGCGGCCUGCAUCUUUUCCAAAGCGCGCAAAAGCUAUGUAGCGCACACAGCCACGGAGAUACACAUACCUUACACACCCUCUUGCCUCCUUAAGUUGUCAUUUUGCCAACGCAAUGAAGGUUCAAAGUCCAAUGUUGACUUUUCAACCUUUUCGCUACUUGCUAUAUUUAAAGAUGUGCAAUUUUCGCCUCCAGAUACAAUCACAUUACAUGCUUAUCUUUUACGCAUCGAAUCUAAUUGCAUUUCUGCCAGGGAGGGCUGGGCUGUUAUUCCAUUAUGCCAUCUCAAGGGAUCCUCUUUCGCUACCCAAAUAUGUCUGAACGAUGACCCUGUACCUUUUGAACAGUUUUCUUUCCAAGCUACGACAAUUAUGAUUUGGUACCUUGCCAAUUACAAAAGUUUACAGCUAUGCAAUGGCGAGGCUUAUAACCAAAAACUUAUGCUCAUUGAAAUGGAGACCAUUUCGGAUCAAGCAUUUUACACUACGCCUCCCUGUAAAUUUGCGGAUCAAAAUGGGGCUCCAAUUUGGAAUACACCAAUCAAAAAGCUGUGUAAAAGUGGUCUGGGGAGCAGCGCCGCAUAUGUCUCGUCUUUGGUUUUGGCGCUUUGUGAAGAUGACUGCACCCGUACUCUGCUUCUAACACAGGCAUUGUUGGCCCAUUGGAUUGGCCAGGGCUGCAAAGGAUCUGGAUUUGAUAUCUGUACUUCUCUUCUAAAUGCCUUAGAAACCCGCCCGGUUUGCUUAAUAUUUUCUCAAUCAAGAGAAGUGAGUCAAUUAUUGCCCAUCGUUGCCUCUUCCAUUCGAUUGCUUUUCAAGUCUAUUGGGAAGCUUUCUUUAGUAGAAUCGCAACUUUUGGCUUUGGUGGAAGUAUUUCCUAUUUGUUCACCUAUAGGCUGUUGA
Mitosporidium daphniae is the source of this 990-nucleotide messenger RNA. RefSeq lists its product as uncharacterized. Bases 1 to 990 code for a protein of 329 amino acids. Gene Ontology annotation, biological process: isopentenyl diphosphate biosynthetic process, mevalonate pathway. The record is from RefSeq and is a predicted model, not a curated record. Gene Ontology annotation, molecular function: phosphomevalonate kinase activity. The transcript has a single exon. NCBI's taxonomy places the organism in Eukaryota, Fungi, Microsporidia. Gene Ontology annotation, cellular component: peroxisome.